AUGCGUCGAUACUGUUCCUCACGAUACAAACUCCACGCAGACCAGUACUGUGACGCUGAGGACCCCCCCUACAGGUUCAUCCACAUGCUGAAGGGCAUCAGUAUCUAUCCUGAGGCUCUGAGCAGUAACCGUGUGGACUCAGGAGGAAGCAAACGCAUCGUACGAAGUCUGAGGCGCGAGGAGCGCAGGACGCAAGCUAACAAGGCUAACGGCUACAAGGCUAACGGCUACAACACCCUGAGUGAUGCUCUGGUUGACGGACAGCUGCAGAUGGGUCACCUAGUCCCGCCCUCUGAAGGCCCCACCCCCUGCCCCUCCCUGGGGGCGUCGCCGGGCACAGACUCGGGCACAGAGGCGGGUACAGAGGCGGGCACAGAGCCGUCGUCGCCGCGCUCGCUGGGCUGCCUCAGUCUCACCGUGGACUAUAACUUCCCCAAGAAGGCGCUGGUGGUGACGGUGGUGGGGGCGCGGGGGCUGCCGGCCGUGAGCGCGGGCGCCGCCGACCCGUACGUGAAGCUAACCGUGCUGCCGGAGAAGAAGCACCGCGUGAAGACCCGUGUCCUGCGGCGCACGCUAGAGCCGCUGUUUCACGAGACGUUCAGCUUUUACGGCCUCAGCUUCAGCGCUCUGCCCGACCUCACGCUGCACUUCCUGGUUCUCAGCUUUGACCGCUUCGCUCGCCAUGAUGUCAUCGGGGAGGUCCUGGUCCCGCUCAGGGGCGUGGACCCGAGUACAGGCCGGGUCCACCUGAGCCAGGAGAUCACCAAGAGGACCAACCAGGGCCCGGGCUGUGGGGAGAUCCUGGCCUCUCUGUGUUACCAGCCCGUGUCUCACCGUCUCAGUGUGGUCGUGUUAAAAGCCCGAAACCUGCCGCAGAGGGACGACCUAUCGACCAACCCGUAUGUGAAGGUGAACGUGUUCUACGGCCGUAAACGCAUUGCAAAGAAGAAGACGCACGUGAAGAAGAACAGCCUGAACCCGGUGUUUAACGAGUCCUUCAUCUAUUCCAUCCCUCCGGAGCUGCUGCCACACCUGACCAUCGACCUGCAGCUGCUGCACCUGCACCGCGCCCCACAGAGUCCCCUGGUGGCCCCACAGAACCCCCUGGUGGCCCGGCAGGAGCGGGGCAGCUGCGGCGGCUCACAGAGUCAGCUCAUGGGUCGAGCUCAGCUCGGGCUGGGCACCUGUCAGAGCGGAGAGUCGCACUGGAGCGAGCUGCUGCAGAGCCCCCGCCGCCAGGUGUCCCGCUGGCACAGCCUGGCUCUGUACUGA
Molecule: messenger RNA, 1272 nt
Organism: Knipowitschia caucasica
Lineage: Eukaryota; Metazoa; Chordata; Actinopteri; Gobiiformes; Gobiidae
Source: the annotation of a GenBank genome assembly